This is a messenger RNA of Racocetra persica, 474 nucleotides long. The record is from the annotation of a GenBank genome assembly. NCBI's taxonomy places the organism in Eukaryota, Fungi, Glomeromycota, Glomeromycetes, Diversisporales, Gigasporaceae.
AUGCUUAUGAAUAACUUAUCCAUUUUUGAUACUCAUUGCCAUUUGGCUGAUAAAGAAUACCAGCAACAAAGCCGGACUAUCCGAGAAAUAAUUCAAGCCGCCGCUGCGGUGGGCGUGAAAUGUAUUUUAAAUGUGGGUUACGACAAGUCCAGCAAUCAAAAAAUAAUAGAACAGUCAAAAGAGUUUGCUAACUUGUAUGGAGCCUUGGGUUUACAUCCGAACAGCAACGAGGACUUGACAGAAGAAAAUUUAAAGUUAGCCAAAAAAUACAAUUUACCUGUGUUAUUACACAUCCGCGAGGCUUUUGCUGACGCUUACGAAAUGGUGAAAGAAAGUGGAAUAAAAAAAGGCAUGCUUCAUUGUUUUACUGGUAAUUGGGAAAUAGCCGAAAAAUUCAUUAAUUUAGGUUUUUAUGUUUCUUUUGCGGGCAACAUUACUUAUAAAACUGCUAAAUGGCAAACGAGAUGGGGUGAA